Molecule: messenger RNA, 207 nt
Organism: Penicillium brasilianum
Lineage: Eukaryota; Fungi; Ascomycota; Eurotiomycetes; Eurotiales; Aspergillaceae
Source: the annotation of a GenBank genome assembly
AUGCCCAAACUCCCCAAACUCCCCCAAAAGUUCCCAAACCUCCUCGAACAUCCGGUCUCCUCCACUUUCUUCUUCCUCCUCGUCACUUUUCUUCCACUUCUCUUCUUUCUUUCUCCCCACUUCUGCAUUUCUCCCCGUGCGAUCUCUUUUCGCCACCUCAAUCCCUUCCCCGAACCCCCGUCACCCCAGCCCAUCGUGUUCUUUUAG